This is a messenger RNA of Lodderomyces orthopsilosis Co 90-125, 2031 nucleotides long. RefSeq lists its product as uncharacterized. Gene Ontology annotation, cellular component: mitochondrion. The record is from RefSeq and is a predicted model, not a curated record. NCBI's taxonomy places the organism in Eukaryota, Fungi, Ascomycota, Pichiomycetes, Serinales, Debaryomycetaceae. The transcript has a single exon. The coding region runs from base 1 to 2031 and encodes 676 amino acids.
AUGUUAGAUGUAAUAUUAAAGGGACAAACUAUGAUGUAUGUAGUCUUGGUAACUCAUCCUGUUCACGUGACUACUUUUAAAUUUUCUAAAUCCUUUUUCCACUUUUCGUCAUUUGCCGAUUCUUUCUCUUUCUGCUUCAUUACCCUCUACGACAUGCUAUCUAGAAUUGCAAGAAACAGUUUAAGAGGAGCAUCAAUUUCCCAGAAUGCUGCCGGCAUUUCCCGAAUUACAACGGUGUCGAGAAAAUUUGCUACUGCUUCCUCCAAUGACAAUGGAGCAACAGAAGUUUUCACCAAAUUGUCCGACUCCAAAGAUCCUAAAAGAACACCAUUUUUCCAAUAUAGUUGGGGUUCAUGGUUAAAAGAUGACAAGUUAAUGAAAAAGCAACGUGAAACUGUAUUUUCGAUUGAAGGGUUGACAACUACUCUUCAAGAUUUGAAUAAAUUGAGAGGUGAUUCGAGUGAGUUGACUGCACCAAAGGAAAAUAAAGGGUCAUUUGUAUUGCAGAAUAACUUGACUGAUGAUUUAAUUGGUCCUAAAUCUGACAAGCUCAUUGUUAAAUCAAUUGCUUCCAUCCACGAGGGAAAACAUCAUAGAAUAUAUAAAGUGACAUUGUCAACUGGUAAGGAGUUAGUAUUGAGAAUUCCUUACAAGAUCGAUUCUGAUGCGGCAAUUGCUUCCAAGAUUAAGAGUGAAGUUGCCACUUUGGACUUCUUGGAUUUGAAGUUGAACUUGAAUGUUCCAAAAGUCGUCUCGUAUGGUGUGGAUUUUAAGAAUGACGUUGGGUCUCCAUUCAUCUUGCAAGAAUUCGUUGAAGGUGAUUUAUUAAUGAAAAAAUGGCACCCUUUAGACCCAGAUUCAAAAGAGACGGAAGAAAAAUUGAAACAAGUAAUUGACCCAAUUGCCAAGUUUCAAGAUGAUAUACUUGAGGUGACAUUCAACAAAUUCGGUUCAUUGUACUUUUACAAUGACGUUGCACCAACACUACAAUCUCAAGAACCAUACAAUGAGGAAAAAGAUGAAAAGUUAUUAAAGAGGUGGAGAAUUGGACCAAGUGUUGAGAAACAAUUUACCAAGGAUAAGAACAAGUUGUCACAAAAGACCAUCGAUCAAUACAAUGGACCUUGGGAUGCUUCUAAUCCAUUACAAGUUAUGGAGUCAGUGGCUGAUAUUGAGUUGGAAAACGUCAAGAAUAAACUCGCCAUUGUUGAUGCUGAUGCAGGUGAUGUUUCCGAUAAGCAACUCUUACAAGAUCAAAUCAAAACUUUUGAACAUUUGAAGACAAUUACUCCUAAGUUGUUGAACCCUCAAUCAAAAUCUAUAAUGAAUGUUGAAAAAUUAUUCGAACCUAAAUUGUAUGUACCGGACUUGGAUCCAUUGAAUGUAAUCGAAUCAAAAAAAGGCAACUAUUUUAUUGACUUUGAAAAUACCACAAUCAAGCCAUUCAUAUUGACAAGUUACCCGAAUUUUGUUUCUUACCAUGGAACCAAAGUAUACAACUUAGAAGAAGACAUUCCCGGAUUUGCCGAGAUGGAUCCUGCCGAAAAGCAACAAUAUGAAUUUAUGUACUACAAGACAAGAAAUGAGAGACUUUGGGAAGUCGAGUUAAAUAAACAUAGACAUGACUUGAUUGCAGUUGCAUCUCCACAUUUGAAAGUUUUGAAAUCACCUUACUUGCAAGCUCUCGACUUGAAGACACCAAAGGAUUACCUUUAUGUUGAAGGUUCAAUUGUCCAAUUACAAGCAAUGUGGGAUGCCUAUGUUGCCAAUGAACUUGUCAAUCAAGACAAAAAUGAUUCAGAAUUUCCAAUCAAGUAUGAUGAAGAAUUUUUGGAUAAACACCAACUGGACUUGAGUGAUUACCAAAUGGAAACUGUCUCUAGUCCAUUCAGCGCUACUGGUGGUUGGAUUCCUCAAGAUAUGUUUGAAACCUUGAAGAACCAAGGUAUCAUUGUUGAGACAAGUAAUGGUGAUUACAAGAUCGAAACUGACAAGGUAUUGCAAAACCCACCAGAAGAGAAAACUGAAUAG